AUGAAUUUAUUAAUUAGAGUAGUUGCUGCUGCUCCACCACCCAGUAUACAAGAAUGGAGAUUAAAAAGAAAAAAAAGAUUCAAACCUAAUAAAACUGGAAGCUUGUUCCUUCUUACGAUUCCAGUGAUUGCUUUCGGAUUGGGUACAUGGCAAAUAAAAAGAAAAUUUGAAAAAAAUGAACAAAUAAAAGAAUUAAGAAAAAAAGUCGAUUUACCACCGAUUCCACUUCCUAAAAACUUUGAAGAAUUAAACGAAUUGGAAUAUAGAAAGGUUAAAGUUAAAGGAAAAUUUGAUCAUAGUAAAGAAAUAUAUUUGGGUCCGAUAACAUUAUUAGGUGAACAUAAUCUUUUAUCAGGUUUUUCAUCUCUUCUUUCUACGGCUCGUUACACGGGUUAUCAGGUUAUCACGCCAUUUAAAUUAUCAGAUAGAAAGGAAACUAUUCUAGUCAAUAGGGGUUGGAUACCCAAAGUUAAAAAAUCCCCACAAACUCGAUUAGAAGGACAAAUCGAUGAUGAAGUUGAAUUGAUUGGAUUAAUAAGGUUAAGUGAAAAAAGGCCACCCCUAGGGAGAAAAAAUGAUCCGGAACAUGGUAGAUGGUUGUAUAGGGAUAUAGAAAAAAUGUCUGAAAUUGCUGGUACAAGUCAAGUUUUAAUCGAUGCCGAUAUUUCUACCGAAGUUACCAAUGGUCCAAUUGCUGGGCAAACGAAUGUAACGCUACCAGAUAAUCAUUUAACUUAUAUAGUCACAUGGUAUGGAGUGUGUAUCUCAACUUCUUACAUGUGGUAUUUAAGAUUGUUUUCAAUGUGUUUUAAAAAUCAAAUCUAUGAAAUUAUCGUUAAUCCCAUCACAUUGUAUUCAGUCGAAGUUUCUAAAUCGCAGUCUUUACUUUGCCAGUGUUUGUUUCCAAAGAAUUUAUCGAUGUUGUUCUAUUCAUUUUUUAAAUCAUUGGUUGGAAAAGAUGUUGUGGUAGAAUUAAAAAACGAUCUCAGUAUUUGCGGUACUUUACAUUCAGUUGAUCAAUAUUUAAAUAUAAAAUUAACAGAAAUAAGCGUUACAGAUCCGGAUAAAUAUCCUCAUAUGCUAUCGAUAAAAAAUUGUUUUAUUCGAGGUUCGGUUGUUCGUUACGUACAACUACCCGCGGAUGAAGUCGAUACUCAAUUAUUACAAGAUGCAGCUAGAAAAGAAGCUGCAUCACAAUCGCGAUAG
This is a messenger RNA of Pediculus humanus corporis (human body louse), 1206 nucleotides long. RefSeq names its product Surfeit locus protein, putative. Gene Ontology annotation, biological process: mitochondrial respiratory chain complex IV assembly; mRNA processing. The record is from RefSeq and is a predicted model, not a curated record. Gene Ontology annotation, molecular function: RNA binding. Bases 1 to 1206 code for a protein of 401 amino acids. Gene Ontology annotation, cellular component: mitochondrion; membrane. NCBI's taxonomy places the organism in Eukaryota, Metazoa, Arthropoda, Insecta, Psocodea, Pediculidae. The transcript has 10 exons.